AUGACAAUAGAUAGAAUUUCGAAAGAAGAGCUAUUAGCCAACUAUGACACAUUCCUAUUCGAUGCUGAUGGUGUACUUUGGACUGGUGAAAUUCCAGUACCAGGAGCAAUCGAAUGGCUGAAUCUUCUACUUGAUGAUAAAACCAAGAAAGUCUUCGUUCUGACAAACAACUCUACAAAAACACUUGAUCAGUAUAUGAAGAAGAUUGAGAAGUUGGGAUUCGGUCGUCUUGGAAGUGAUAAUGUGAUCAGCCCAGCCAUUGUUCUGGCGGAAUACUUGCAGAGUAAUCCUGGAAAAUUCGCUAAGGAAUACGUCUAUCUGAUUGGAACUGAGAAUCUGAGAGCGACACUUGAAAACGAUGGAGGAGUGAAAUGCUUUGGAACAGGACCGGAUAGUAUUCGUGAUCACACUGAUGGAGAUUUCAUUCAUCACGUUGAUAUGUCUUUAACUCCGAAGGCUGUUGUUUGCAGUUACGAUGCUCACUUCAGUUAUCCAAAAAUCAUGAAGGCCGCUAAUUUCUUGCAAGAUCCUAACGUGGAAUAUCUUGUCACAAAUCAAGAUUACACAUUCCCUGGCCCUGUUCCAGGAGUCGUUAUUCCCGGAUCUGGGGCCACAUCUGCAGCAGUUACUGCUGUGACUGGAAGAGAGCCAACAGUAUUCGGAAAACCACACAAACCAAUGGCAGACUUUUUGCUCCGACGAGCACAAGUAGAUCCGAAAAGAACUGUUAUGUUCGGAGAUCGUUUGGAUACUGAUAUCAUGUUUGGAAAUGCAAAUGGACAACUCUCCAUCACUCCACGUCAGCAAAAUGAGUCGGAAGAGCCACCACAGAAGCAAGGAUGGAUCAGCAAAUUGCUUAAAGGGCAACAUGUGGAUCCAUCUAGUUGGCAAAAGCAGUCUCACUCGUCAUUGCUCUCUAAUUCGGAGCUCAUGUACGAGUUCAUGACUCACAACUACCGUCCAGGAGAGCAAGAGGCUUAUUUGGAUGCAUUCGGAAAGUACAAACAGGAGAUGAAUGUCAAGAAUCCAUCGAUUGAACUCGUCGGUUCAUGGACUUGCUCAUUCGGUAGAACUCGUGAUCAGGCUAUCCAUUUGUGGAGACACAACAAAGGAUACGAAGACGUCGACUCAUCGAUUGCACUUCACGGAAAAGAUUCUGGAAUUCGCGCUGCCGAUAACGACGUCGCCAAGUUAUGCGGUCGCCGUAAGAAUCUCAUCGUGAAAUCGUUCAGCUAUUGGAGAGAACCUGAACAGAGACCACCAAAUCACGUUUAUGAUCUUCGUUCGUAUGUUCUUCAACCUGGAACAAUGAUUGAUUGGGCAUCUGCAUGGGCUAAAGGAAUUCAAUACAGACGUGAAGCGAAUCAAGAUGUUGGAGGAUUCUUCGCUCAAGUCGGACAACUCUAUGUCGUCUAUCACAUUUGGGCUUAUCCAUCAAUGUCCGAUCGUAAUGAUACUCGUCAUGCCACGUGGGCAAAGCCUGGAUGGGAUGCAACUGUUGCCAAUACAGUCCCACUUAUCAAGAAGAUGCAAUCGAAAAUCUUGGUGCCGACUAGAUUUUCCCAGCUCGAAUAA
Molecule: messenger RNA, 1575 nt
Organism: Caenorhabditis remanei
Lineage: Eukaryota; Metazoa; Nematoda; Chromadorea; Rhabditida; Rhabditidae
Exons: 4
Coding region: 1-1575 (524 amino acids)
Cellular component (GO): mitochondrion
Molecular function (GO): phosphatase activity
Source: RefSeq, a predicted model, not a curated record